UUCCAUUUUCUGCGUGCACAGUGACUUGUGGCCGUGAUACGAGUGCGAACUGCAGGGCUGAAGGUUUUUCUUUGGCGAUUGGUAAAUCACAUUCUGACAAACCAUGCUCGCCAACGCUAUUUCUCGACUGCCCUUGAAUGUCCUUCGCGUGACUGAAUCUCCAGUUGCUCAAUGCUUGGUGAGAAACACAUUAAGGACAGCACAUUCUCUCGCCCUUGUGAGUACCUCUUGUGCCGGCGUGCCGGCGCUAAAUCGCCUCUUUCGGGAACCACGGGACGUCGCCGGUCACAUUUGGGAAAGCCGACGUUACGCGGGGCACAGCCACUGGCAAAACAUCCGUCACAUCAAGGCGGCCAAAGACGCACAUAAGAUGUCCAUGACGGACAAAUACAUGCGCCUCAUCGAAGUCGCUGUGAAAGCCGGCGGUGGGAGCACAGAUCCGAAGCUAAACCGCGCGCUGGCGAAUGCGAUCGAGAAUGCGAAGAAAACACAGGUCGUAUCCAACGCGAGCAUCGAGCAAGCGAUACGGCGGGGAGCAGGCAUUGACAAACCGAAAAACUUGAAGAGCGCAAACUAUGAAAUCGUUAUGGAGCAUGGUGUGCUGCUUGUUCUAGACGUCGAGACGGGAAAUAUAAGCAAAUUCGGGAACGAAUUGAAGCAGAUCCUCAAGAAGCACACGUGCAGACAAGCGCGAGGUGUCAAGGAACAGUUCCAGCAAAAGGGCUUCGUGCGGGUCUCGGGUCGGGAGGACGGCGGCACCGUGGACCCCGAUGCUGCUCUUGAGGUGGGCAUCGAGCACGGCGCCGAAGACGUGGUCGAGAUCGACGGCGAGUCCAAGAUGUGCGAGUUCCUAUGCCACCCUAACGACUAUUUCGCCCUUUCUAAAGCUCUGUCCUCCAACGGCUACGUGAUAGCCGAGUGCGGCCUGAAGUUCGUACCCCACGUACCCAUCACUGUCCCCGAGGAACACUUGGAAGUAGUUGGUAAACUUUGCGACGAGCUUGAGGGACACUCCGACAUCGUCGCGGUUCACACCAACAUAGCGUAGCCAUUAUAAUGAAAUAUGAAUCUUAAGUAUGAUGCAAUCUAGGAAAACUGGUUUGCAAGGAAGUCGUGUACAUAAAGCUACUACUCAUUUUAUUAA
Messenger RNA from Dermacentor andersoni, 1144 nucleotides. Its product is annotated as probable transcriptional regulatory protein OEOE_0768. Lineage: Eukaryota; Metazoa; Arthropoda; Arachnida; Ixodida; Ixodidae. Gene Ontology annotation, cellular component: mitochondrion. The record is from RefSeq and is a predicted model, not a curated record.